AUGCAGCGGUUUGCAAGAGCUGCCUAUUUUAUGGGCACUAUUUUUAUCAUUAUCCUGGGCAUUGCAUUGUGUUCGCUUGCUAUGAAUUACCUGGUCAAUACCUCACCAGAACUGAUGGCAAACCUACUGCCUAAAGACGUUUUGUAUAUUACUAUGGCUCUUGGAUUCAUACAUCUUGGAGUCGGCGCAAUCGGAUGCGGUGCUGGGUAUCGUCAGACACGGCCAUUCAUUGUUAUAUUCUCGAUGAUGCUUCUAAUUGCUGCUGCAGUACAUGUCACUAUAUCUUUUGUUGCUCAGCACCAUGCCAAUAAUGCGGAGAAUGAUGUUACCCAGAUAUGGAAUAAAGGAUCGCAGGAAUCUAGAGCAUUGCUCGAGUCUCAGCUUCAUUGCUGUGGAUUCACUCAAACCGAUAUUGGUGCUCCGCUCUCUUCCUCUCCUGGAACUCCUCCAUGCAAUCAAUCCACCACGUCGAUCUGUCUGCCUCUGAUGAUUACCUUUUGGGAAGAUGCCAUGGUCACGGCUGGUGCAUUCAUGCUGAGCUCGCUGGUCAUUCCUGGUAUAGCUUUCAUCACUGCUCUUUUCUUUUGGUGGAACUGUGCUCACAGCGAGAAAACAAGACAGCCGAUUGUAUAUCAACGCGAUGAAGCAUCGACUUAUGUUGAUGAAAGCUAUCCUCAAGAGCGACUGUUACAGCCCAAAGAUAGCUAA
This is a messenger RNA of Batrachochytrium dendrobatidis JAM81, 708 nucleotides long. RefSeq lists its product as uncharacterized. Lineage: Eukaryota; Fungi; Chytridiomycota; Chytridiomycetes; Rhizophydiales. Gene Ontology annotation, cellular component: membrane. The transcript has 2 exons. Bases 1 to 708 code for a protein of 235 amino acids. The record is from RefSeq and is a predicted model, not a curated record.